GGGUGAACGGAUCAAACAGAAAUCAAUAAGACGAUGCGCCGUACUAAGCUGCUCGGUAUCUGUGGUGUCGUGCUGGUUGUUGUCCUGGCCCUAACGCUAGGGCUCGUGUUUGGGUUGCAGAGCGAUGAUGACGGCGGAGACGAAGCUGAACGAUCAUUUACGAUCGACUAUGAGCGGGACACGUUCGUGAUGGACGGUAAAGACUUCCGGUACGUAGCGGGAUCGUUCCACUACUUCCGUGCGCUACCCGAAACGUGGCGUACGAAGCUGCGCACGUUGCACGCCGGUGGUUUGAAUGCGGUCGAUCUCUACGUACAAUGGUCGCUGCACAAUCCUCGCGAUGGAGUGUACAACUGGGACGGCAUCGCGAACGUGACCGACAUUAUUGAGGCUGCCAUUGAGGAGGACCUGUACGUGAUCCUUCGCCCCGGUCCGUACAUCUGUGCCGAAAUCGAUAACGGUGGUCUACCGUACUGGCUGUUCAAUAAAUACCCGGGUAUUGCCGUACGUACCAGCGACGCUAACUAUAUGGAGGAGGUACGCAAGUGGUACGGUGAGUUGAUGAGUCGCAUGCAACCGUACAUGUACGGCAAUGGUGGUCCCAUCAUUAUGGUGCAGAUCGAAAACGAAUACGGUGCGUUCGGGAAGUGCGAUAAGCCGUACCUAAACUUCCUCAAGCAGGAAACCGAACGUUACGUACAAGACAAAGCGGUUAUGUUCACGGUUGAUCGUCCUUAUGACGAUGAGAUUGGAUGUGGCCAGAUUGAAGGUGUUUUCAUUACGACCGACUUUGGACUCAUGACGGAUGAGGAGGUUGACACGCACGCUGCAAAGGUACGCUCGUACCAACCGAAGGGACCAUUGGUUAACACCGAGUUCUACACCGGAUGGCUAACACACUGGCAAGAAUCUAACCAACGUCGGCCAGCUCAACCGCUUGCCGCUACUCUGCGUAAGAUGUUGCGCGAUGGUUGGAACGUUGAUUUCUACAUGUACUUUGGAGGCACCAACUUUGGGUUCUGGGCUGGUGCUAACGAUUGGGGACUGGGCAAGUAUAUGGCGGAUAUUACCUCUUACGACUACGAUGCACCGAUGGAUGAGGCCGGCGAUCCAACGAUCAAGUACACCAUCUUCCGGGAUAUAAUUGGAGAGUACCUUCCGCUAGCUGUCUUGCCGGUUCCGGAUCCUGCACUCAAGAUGACGCUUGAACCUUUCCCACUAACCGUAGUUGAUACGAUUCUCUCGGAGCGUGGACGUGCGGUGCUCGGUGUCGAGGCAUCCAACAAGGACGGUCGGCUGCUCACUUUCGAAGAGCUCAACCAGAACUCCGGUUUCGUGCUGUAUGAAACGACACUGCCAAAGCUGACACGUGACCCCAAUAUGCUCACUAUCAACGGCUUGCACGAUAGGGCGCAGGUGUACUUGAACCAGUUCCUCGCCGGUACCUUGGCUAGAGAGAAUGCUAUCGAUAAGCUUCCCAUUACGGCUGGUUACGGUUCGGAGUUGGCUAUUCUUGUUGAGAAUCAGGGACGCAUCAACUUUGACAUCCUCGACGACUAUAAGGGUAUUCUGGGCAAUGUCACCAUCCAAACGUUUGCAGAACCGUACACAAUGGAACUGGAACAGUGGAAAGUUACCGGAUAUGCGUUCGAUGAUUACAAUAAGGUGCAACAGUUUAUUGAUACCGUUUCCGAAGGUACUGGAGCGAACAAUCGCGGAAUGGCGGUACAUGGACCGGUUGUUCUGAAGGCCGUUUUUGACAUUCCUGCUUCCGAAAUGCGGGACACGUACAUCAACAUGGACGGAUGGGGCAAGGGUUUCAUCUUUAUCAACGGAUUCAACCUGGGACGCUACUGGCCAAUUGUUGGACCGCAGGUUACUACAUACCUACCGAAGGAGCUUCUCAAGUCUACCGACAACACUAUCGUGGUGGUCGAACAGCAAAAGGUGCCCUCCGAUAGGAUGCUGCGUUUUUCCGCAACAGCUAUCCUCGACGAGGCUUAA
Anopheles maculipalpis is the source of this 2004-nucleotide messenger RNA. Its product is annotated as beta-galactosidase-like. Gene Ontology annotation, molecular function: beta-galactosidase activity. Gene Ontology annotation, cellular component: vacuole. Bases 34 to 2004 code for a protein of 656 amino acids. The transcript has 7 exons. The record is from RefSeq and is a predicted model, not a curated record. Lineage: Eukaryota; Metazoa; Arthropoda; Insecta; Diptera; Culicidae. Gene Ontology annotation, biological process: carbohydrate metabolic process.